UGGUACUUCUGGCACCCUGGCCGGCGGGGCGCGCUCGGGAGGCUCCUGUCUGUGGCCGCGCGGCCGAUCUCAGGGCGGCCCUCGUCUGACGGCCGCUGCCUGGCGUUUCACGCUUGGCCCCUCCGGCGGCCGUCCCGGCGGCGGGAGUUGGCUACGGGAUGUGCUCGGCCGGGGAGCUGCUUGGCAGCGGCAGCGGCGGGGAGCGCGACGAGAACGGGGACGCACUGGCGGAGCGGCCGGCGGCGGGGACGGAGAGGGAGCCCGGGGCGAGCCCGCGGCGGCGCGGGCAGCGGCCGCUGGCGGAGCGCGAGCAGGAUAUUGAAGAAUCACAAAACCACACUGGCGAGCCUGUUGGAGAUGACUACAAAAAGAUGGGAACACUUUUUGGUGAACUGAACAAAAACCUCAUCAACAUGGGCUUCACAAGGAUGUAUUUUGGAGAACGAAUUGUGGAACCAGUAAUAGUUAUUUUCUUUUGGGUUAUGCUGUGGUUCCUUGGUCUACAGGCCCUUGGACUAGUUGCUGUUCUUUGCCUUGUCAUUAUUUAUGUGCAACAGUAAAAAAUGGCUAAAUAAGCCAUUGUUUGACAUUUGGUAGCCAGAUAUGUAAUUGGUGAAGUUCUAUAUUUCACUACAUGAAAGCUGAAAAAUUUGCCUUGUUUCAAAUUAUGUGCUGUUUUGUAAUUAAAUUUGUAAGUGGAUGUUGUUUAAAAUUAAACUCAACUCUUAAUUAUAACAGGGUUGAACAUACAUUUUGUAGCUUAUUCAAAAGUCUUGUUUUACUACUGUGAUCUGUGCCCACUUUUAAAUACCCCUCCCUACUCCCAUGCCAAGUCUUAACACCACCAAAAAGUGGGCAGGAAAAAUAACUGGAUAUGGGAUUCAAAUCGGGCAAUAGAGGUGUUGUAAAGAAUUCCAACAAAACAUUUCAGAAUAAACAGGAUGAAACAAGGAUAUUUAAAAUGUUUUAAUGGUAGAUUUUCCCCACCCAUACCCACCAAAUAACCCCAUGUUAUUUGGGAAAUAAUUUGGAUAUCUAUGGUUCCUGCUCAGAUCAAAUCAAUAUAAAUGGGAAUUACAUAUACACUACCUUAAAAUUGUGAUAAAAACCAGUAAAGCUAGCAUAUUUUCUAAAGAUUGAAAAGAAUAUAUUUAUUAUGGCUGGUGAAACUUCCCAAGUCCAAUGUAACUUUUUUAUAAUGUAACACUUGGGUCUGGAAUCACUUCAGUAUAUCAUUUGAAGUUUUAGACACUUUUGGUGCUAAUUACCUUUUGUGAAUUUUUUAACUCUCAUAAGACAUGUCUAUUGCUGGCUGUACCCCAUGGUAAUGCUGUAUUUUCUUGUAUCUAACAAGUUGCAUAUUUUUUUCCUAGAGAGACAUUUUCCAUGUAUUUUUUUCCAGAAAUUUACAUUUUGUAGUUCUUUUAUAACAAUUAUUCUAAGAUUUAAAAAAUCUAUUUCCUAUUUUGGCAUGGAUUUUUCCCCCAAAAUUGAUUUAUAUUAUGGCUGAAAUUUUUUACUAUGCCUUUAAGAAAACAAAAAAAAAAAUCAGUUCAUUUUCUUUGAUAUUUGUAUUGGAAAGGUUCAGUAUUAUAGUACCAAACCAAAUGCUUAAAUUUGGAAUUUAAUAGCCAAUUGUAAUAAUAUUCCUCUAAGGCUAAAGCCAAGUCAGUAAUUGGCCAGUCAUGUUAUUAGUGUGUCUUAAUUCAGUGCUUUGGGAUUUUGUAUUGAAAUAAGCAUUUCUUUAAAUACACUUUAAAAAUAGAAAGUGGCUUAGUGAUAUUUUGGAUUUUGUUAAAGAACCUAAAACCUGUACACUUUUGUCUCAAAGACGUUCUAUAUACAUGAAGGAGGGGUACUAAAGAUAAUUAUCUAAAAACUCAAAUUAAGUAAGGGGAAAAUGGGACAAUGGGAUAUUUUUGUCUUUGGCAAGGCAGUAACUAAAGAGUAUAAAGUGUUUAAUAUUCCACUUUGUAAAGUUUUUACCCAAUCCUGUUUUAAAAAUUUAUUCUAUAAGUUCUCAGCAUCUUCCACGCUGAAGCAGAAAACUGAUAAAAAAAAUGUUCAAGUUAGAUUCUAAAAUCAGAUAAUCCUGAACACAAAUAUCAAUCAGAGGGCACUAAAAAGAUAUUGUGUAUUUGUAUAAAUACGGACCUUUAAAGUUUGACAAAAAAGGAAGACUUUGUAUUAUAUCAUUGUGUUUUUAUUGGGUUUGAAAUAUUUUUAUAGUAACCUUUAUGAAUUUAGCCUAAGUGCAAGUUAUUUGAAAAGGUGUCUUCAUUUGUGUACAGUAGAAUUGUGAGGUUAUUAAGAGACAUCAUGAGAUUUUGUAUAUCUGAAUUAAAUAUUAAAAAGUGUAUUCUUUUCUAAUGCUACCAAGAAUUUUAAUUUUCCUUUGGAAUAUAAAAAAAGAUACAGUAUGCAUAAUAAUAGCUCUGGUUCCACCAGUGCUAAUAUUGAAAAUAUUUUAAAAGUAAGUUUAAAUAGUAAUUAUUUAGUGUACUGCCAAUACUAUGUAUCUAUACACUGCUGUUAAUAGAGUACAUGUUAAAUACAUAAACAAAUGAGAUACUUUGCUACUCUUCCUGCAUUUUUGUAUUGGUUAGAGCAGUACACCAUCAUAUUGUUUGCUUUGUUAGGGAAAAAAACAGACUCUGCUUAUUUGAUGGAAAUAAUAUAUUUUCUUUUAUGAAAUAUAAUAGAAUGUAGUUAAUACUUAUACCCUGAAAUGAAAAGAAACUGGUCACUUCUUUGGUUCAUGGUAUAAGGAAUUAGAUGAAAAAUGACUCUCAAUCAUUUCAAUCUCAGAUACAAGCCAAUUUUAGAAACUGUUACUCCUUAUGAAUAAAGACAUGGAAGUUACAAUGCUAAGGUUAUUAGAUUAUUCAUGUGUAUGUAAUUCAUACCACAGUUCUCAAUUCAAAGGGAAAGGUCAAGAUCUACAAAUAAACUGACUACACAUGAAUAGGUCAAUUUUCCCUCAAGUAGAAACUCAGUAUUUUGUAGAAUUCAGUUCCCUCAUAUCUUAAGCUGUGAUCCGCAAGGUAGUUUCCCGUUCCUGGCCACCAGCCAAUCACACUUGGUCCAGUAGUGUGCUGGAGCCAGUUUGCACUGACUUGCAAGGGACAGUUGUGUACAUCCCCCUAGUUUGCCUUCAGUAACAUCAGUUGGUAGCUUGAAAUUGUCUGUGAAGGGAGUAUUCACAUUUACACUAUAAAAACUGGCAAACACAACAAAUCAGGGCUCUUUUUUUUCCUGGCAAGCCAGUUAUUAAACAUAUAUCAGCAUGCCACCUAUUAGCCACUCUAGAGGUCACAUCCCCGUUUUGACUUCUAUGGAUAUAAAAGGAAGCAUGUUGAGGCAAAUCCCCAUCAACCAAUGUAAAACUGUAUUUGGAUCUUUUCCAUGUGGGAAUUAAUGAAUUACGGUUGUCUUCUGACCAACACAUCUCUAUGUGUUUUGAUCAGAGAAAAUCUCUCUGGGCUGUCGCUGGGCUGCACGUAAUGUUAAAGGCUAUCCAAAUGAUCAGGAAAUAAACAGUUAUAGAACUGAUGUAAGGAAAAUUACAGCAUAAGGAAAGAUUCAUUGCAAAGUAGAAAGUUCAAAAUAGUCAAAGCUAGAUAUUGAGCAGUCAAAGGCUAUUUGGUUUGUAGAUUAUAUUUAACAGUUAUUUUACAAAUGUUUACUGAUUUUAGGUCAUGUUAAAUGUUUUUAUUGUCAACCCAUGUCUUCACAAGGUAAAAGAAGACAAACAAUAGAAGACUUUCAUACCUUUUAAUACUUGUAGUACUAGACUUGGCCAAGGAGAAUAUAAGGAGAACACAGCCUGUUUUCUCAUCACCUUACGCAUUGCCUUGAACAAUGUCACCACUCCCAUGGCAUCAGUUACCAUUUCAUACUAACAGCUCUCCAUUGUGUAUCUCCAGUUCAGAACACUGUACGAAUAUAAAAUCCAUACAUUCAAUUGCUUGCCCAACAUUUGUACUUAUUUAUCCCUUAGUACCUCUGAUUCACUGUAUCCAAAAAAACAAAAAAAAUAAAAAGGAACUCAGGAUCCUUUUCCCAAACCUUUUUAUCUUUCUGUGUUUCCAAUCUCAGCAAGUGAUAGUUGUCUCAGAAACUGCCCACAUAUAACCAGUCACCAAGCCCUGUCUAUUUUAUUUCCUAAAACAAUGUCUUUAAUCUUUACACUUCUCUUGAUUCCCAGUAUCACUAACUUGGUUCAUACCACCUUCAUCUCCCUAGAUUGCUAUCUCAGAAUCCUAGGUGGUCUCCCCUGCCUUCGUUUUCCACUCCACAGUCAGAAUAAUCUUUCUAAACCAUAACUCUGAUAUCUUUGGCCUAAAUCUUUUCAAUGGCUUCCUGUCGCCAUUAUGACAAAGUGCUUUUAUAAGGCUCCUCAAGAACUGGUUCUUGUAUACUUCAUCUCUCUAUACUACUACCAUCCCUUUCUAAGACUUAGCUUUAGGAAUUAGUUUUUCUGUUCCUUGUGAGAGAAGUGCUUACUCACUUCCAGAACUCUGUACAUGCUUUAGCUUCUUUAUUUAAUCCCUCCCCACCAAACUGACCAACACAUCCACAGCUUUAAGACCUUUAGACACAAUGUCCCCCAGGAAAAUUUCUCUGACUCUUAAAUCCAGUUUUGAUAUUUCAUGUGCUUUCUGAGAACCCUGUGCUUCCCUUAUCAGCACUUGUCAUGCUAUAUUAUAACUAUAAUAUAGCUAUUAUAAUAGCUUAUUUGUCAGCUUCUUCCUUUAGACAACAGACUUCACAAGGGUAGAGAACAUGUCUAACUGGUUCAUAAAUUGCAUUGUCAAACACAAUGCCUGGCACAUAAUACAUACUCAAAAUAUUUAGCAGAUUAAUAAACCACCUUCAUUUAUUCGUGUACUCCCUAUAGUGCAUUAACAAAGAUUUAGCACUGGUUGUACUUUAGAGUUCUUUAACUCCAAAAGUAUGCUUAUUGUGCAUAAAGAAAGAAAGUGAAUUGAUGUAUAUGUUAUCAUUUAUAAAGUUUGUUCACUUUUAAUGGAAGAAUAUAGCUGUUAUUUGCAUAUACAGUAUUACUACUAUUCACUUGCAUAUUUUUAGGAAACUGUGUGAAUUUUCAGUGUUGUACUUGGUAAAAUCACUAUUUCUCCAGAAAGGAUACUUUCGAAUGCAUAUGGUCACUGAUGCUACCUAAAUUUCAUAUGUUCCAGUAUUUUUCAAUAGACUUUUAUCUACUAAAUUUUAAUUAAAAAAAAAAAAACACAGAAGUUGUGAGGAGGAAUUCUCAAGUAUCUAAGCUUGGAUAUUUUAGGCUACAGAAUAAAUUCACUACUAGAAUGUUCUAGUCACCCAGAUCAUAAAUGUUAAAUAACAUGUAUAUAAAGUAGUUUGUUAUUUUUUCCAAUAAAUAAUACUCUUUCACAACCUUA
This is a messenger RNA of Felis catus (domestic cat), 5420 nucleotides long. It is a transcript of the gene FAM241A, whose product is annotated as family with sequence similarity 241 member A. Bases 159 to 560 code for a protein of 133 amino acids. NCBI's taxonomy places the organism in Eukaryota, Metazoa, Chordata, Mammalia, Carnivora, Felidae. The record is from RefSeq and is a predicted model, not a curated record. The transcript has 2 exons. Gene Ontology annotation, cellular component: intracellular membrane-bounded organelle.